Messenger RNA from Coffea eugenioides, 1221 nucleotides. Its product is annotated as protein STRICTOSIDINE SYNTHASE-LIKE 13. Lineage: Eukaryota; Viridiplantae; Streptophyta; Magnoliopsida; Gentianales; Rubiaceae. Gene Ontology annotation, molecular function: strictosidine synthase activity. The transcript is spliced from 4 exons. Gene Ontology annotation, biological process: biosynthetic process. The coding region runs from base 1 to 1221 and encodes 406 amino acids. The record is from RefSeq and is a predicted model, not a curated record.
AUGGAGAAGCGAAUCCAACUCAGAGAUGAGCUGCUUUUGCAGCAUCCUUAUCUGCUGUUCCUUGUUCUGGCUGUAGGGUUCCUAGUGAUGGACCCUUUUGAUUUAAGUCCUGUAGGAGGGAUUGAUUUUAGGCCUGUGAAAAAUGAUGUUGCACCAUACAAGCAAGUCCUGGAGAGUUGGCCUAGAGACAACAGGAGCCGGCUAGGAGAGGGGAAUCUGGAAUUUGUAGAUGAAAUUUUUGGACCCGAGUCUUUGGAGUUCGAUAUCCUGGGUCGUGGCCCUUACACUGGUCUGGCUGAUGGACGCAUUGUAAGGUGGAUGGGGAAAGAUGCAGGAUGGGAAACAUUUGCAUUAGUAACUCGUAACUGGACUGAGAAACUCUGUGCUAAAGGAAAAGAUUCAACAAGCAGCAAGCAAUGGAAGGAUGAGCCAAAAUGUGGCCGACCCCUUGGCUUAAGGUUUGAUAAACAAACUGGGAAGCUAUACAUUGCAGAUGCUUACUUUGGUCUCCUGGUAGUGGGGCCUGAAGGAGGAAUUGCCACUCCUUUGUCAACUCAGGUGGGAGGCAAGCCCAUUCUAUUUGCCAACGAUCUCGACAUCCAUAAAAAUGGAUCCAUUUUCUUCACUGACACCAGUACAAGAUACAAUAGAGUAAAGCAUUUCUUCAUACUACUGGAAGGAGAAUCUACCGGUCGACUCCUAAGAUAUGAUCCUCCAACUGGAACAACUCAUGUGGUCUUGGAUGGCCUGGCAUUCGCUAACGGAGUCCAAUUAUCUAAAGACCAUACCUUUCUCCUCUACACUGAAACAACCAAUUCCAGGCUAAUGAAACUGUGGCUGGAGGGUCCAAAAUCAGGCAGCAGGGAGCUUGUUGCAGACCUUCCCGGAUUCCCAGAUAACGUGAGGAUAAAUGAGAAAGGGGAAUUCUGGGUGGCAAUAGAUUGUUGUCGAACGAAGGUACAGGAGACUCUGAUUCGAAAUCCCUGGAUGAGAAACGUAUAUUUCAGGUUACCGAUUCCAAUGCGGUACUUGGCCAGGAUGGUUGGGAUGAAGAUGUACACCGUGAUCUCACUCUUCAACGAGAAAGGAGAGAUUGUGGAUGUUCUUGAAGACAGAAAAGGCAAAGUGAUGAAGCUAGUCAGUGAAGUGAGAGAGUUGAACGGAAAAUUGUGGAUUGGAACUGUGGUUCACAAUCACAUUGCCACCAUCCCUUACCCCUGA